AAAUGAUCGAUUGAUUGAAAGUAGUUUGGUUUUUCGGUUUUAUUAUUUAAAAAAUAUAUAAUAUGUGUGUAAAUAAAAAGUAAAAACUUUCUUCUUCUUCUUUGCUUCUUUUGUUUGCUACUCAAAUUUCAGUCAACAAUUUUUCAUUUCCUUAAUUCCAAUUCCGAAUUUGUUUUCAAAAGAAUAUGUCCGAUUCUGAUGUUAUUCAAGCAUCCGGUGCUAUUGAACCACCGUUAGUCGGAAAUAAUGAUCAACAACAACAACAACAGCAACAACAACCACAAACAUGGUCAACGAUUAAAAAUUUAGUAAUGCGUGCAUUAUUUUUCUAUUUUAUUAUGUCAAUGUUUCGUAAAUCACCAACAAAAACACCAACAACAACCGAUUCAAUUAAUGGUAAUGAUAAUUUACCCAUAAUUGGUUCAAAUCUUUAUCCAAAUGGUACACAUAUGGAUCUUUUCCUAUAUAUUAAUGAAGAUCGAUAUGGUCCGGAUUUUGAUGAUUCUAGUCAAUUAGUUUGGUUUAAAUCGGAUAUUAUUUAUGGUGAUUGGACCGGUGGUCCUACCGGUAAUGGUGAAUAUUUCGAAGAAGUCAAUGUAAAAUUAUCGAAAAAUGUUCAAAAUAAUGGUACAUUAUGGUUGCAUAUAUUUAUUGUACCGAAUGGUGCAAAUCCAAAUCCACAGGAUAAAAAAAAUUAUAAUCCAAUGUAUACUAUACAAAAAACUAAACAACUAAAUCGUUAUAAAAAACGUUCAUAUAAAAAAACGCACAAUCUAUUGACCGGACAAACUGCCGCAACUGAAGAGGAAAAAGCUAAAAUUAAACAAAAUAUUCGUCAUGAAAUCCUAUCGCAUUGGCAUCCAAAUCUUACCAUUAAUGUUAUUGAUGAUCAUACACCGUGGACACGUGGCCAAGUACCGGCACCAUUACAAGAAUAUAUUGAAUUUGAACCGAUAAGUGGAAAAUAUUAUCCAAUUAUUUAUCUAAAUGAUUAUUGGAAUUUAAUGCGUGAUUAUCAACCGAUUAAUGAAACAGUCACCAAUAUUACUUUCCGAUUUACAUAUCAACCAUUAUCAUUAUUUAAAUGGCAAAUGUAUACAGCACAAUCUAUGCGUAAUAAAUGGACAUCCAUUAUGGGACAUGAUACUAAUGAACAAGAUGAUGAUGAACAAGAUAUAUUGAAAGAAACUUUCCUAGAAACAUCACCAAUAUUACUUGGUUUAACUGUUAUUGUUUCAAUAACACAUUCAAUAUUUGAAUUUCUUGCAUUCAAAAAUGAUAUACAAUUUUGGCGUAAUCGUCGUUCAUUGGAAGGUCUUUCAGUUCGUUCCGUAUUCUUCAAUGUAUUUCAAUCAUUAAUCGUAUUACUUUAUGUAUGCGAUAAUGAUACAAAUUUUAUGAUUCGUAUUAGCGUUUUGAUCGGUCUAGUUAUUGAACUGUGGAAGAUAAAAAAAGUUGUAGAUUUUGAAAGGGUUGGUGAGGAAAAAUAUUUUGGUCUAAUACCUAAAUAUCGUAUUACGGAUAAAGGAUCUUAUGUUGAAUCAUCAACCAAACAAUAUGAUAUGCUUGCAUUCAAAUAUCUAUCAUGGAUUCUGUUUCCAUUAUUUGUUGGUUAUGUUAUUUAUUCAUUAAUCUAUAAUGAACAUAAAGGAUGGUAUUCAUUUGUAUUGAAUAUGAUUUAUGGAUUUUUACUUACAUUCGGUUUUAUAAUGAUGACACCACAAUUGUUUAUAAAUUAUAAACUAAAAUCCGUUGCUCAUCUACCAUGGCGAAUGUUAACAUAUAAAUUUUUAAAUACAUUUAUUGAUGAUAUAUUUGCAUUUGUUAUAAAAAUGCCAACAAUGUAUCGUUUAGGUUGUUUUCGUGAUGAUAUUAUAUUUCUUAUAUAUGUUUAUCAACGAUGGAUUUAUCGUGUUGAUCAAAGUCGUAUUAAUGAAUUUGGUGUUAGUGGUGAAGAAUUGGCUCAAUCUGAACAACAACAGCAGCAACCACAACAGCAACUACAACAACCAACAAUAUCCGAAGCUAUCGAACAAAAUGGUAAUGUUCAAUCCGGUGGUGAUACCAAUAAAGUCGAUGAUGAAGAUGCGGAUUCCGAAUCCAAGAAAGAUAAAUGAUCCUUGAUGAACUAACUAACCAACCAACCAAACAUUUCAAAUGUCCAAUAUAUAUGAAAUUCGAGUCUACUUUUCAAUUUGUUUUUCAAAUUUUCCCAUCUCUCUCUCUCUCUCUCUCUCUCUCUCUCUUAGAGU
Messenger RNA from Dermatophagoides pteronyssinus (European house dust mite), 2252 nucleotides. RefSeq names its product putative lipid scramblase CLPTM1. The record is from RefSeq and is a predicted model, not a curated record. NCBI's taxonomy places the organism in Eukaryota, Metazoa, Arthropoda, Arachnida, Sarcoptiformes, Pyroglyphidae. Gene Ontology annotation, cellular component: membrane; endomembrane system.